GUAGCCACUUUUUACGUCAACAAUGCUACCAACACCGACUGGGAAGACAUGGCUUACGGCCCUUGCUUUGACGACUGCAGAAGUGGCACUUGCAGUGCAGACGUGAAGCCCAGCCGUUACUGCCUCUACAUAGCAGACAUUGGUGACAACGGGGGUCAUGGUGCCGCUGACGUCAUCUACGCCGUUCAGGAACCCGCGAGUCUGCAGGACGGAAGUGUGGAUCUCGUCGGAGUCCUCCGCUUCAACUGGACAGAACCGGACGCUGAGACCUUACUCCUGUCACCUGACGGUCGGUUCUUUAUCGUCUCCAAAGUUUCCGGCGGUCAGGCCAAGAUAUCUCAGCUACCCGCUACCGCGUGGAACUCUGGGAGCGUCGUUGACCUAGACGAAUCAAAGAUGGCGACCCUACAAAUCAACACCACAAGCAACGACCCUCAAGGGGGUGAUAUCUCGCCAGAUGGGAAACAACUGCUGCUGAUAGCUGAGCACAACAUUUAUUAUUUUGGGGUGCCUGACGGUGACUACAUCAAAGCCUUUGAGAACCAGCCUCCCUCUGCCGUUGAUACCUACGAUAGAGUUAAAGACUCUGAAGGAAUAGCAUGGGCACCCGACCAGCUUGGUUUUUACAUCAUACCCGAGGGGAAGAACAUCUCAGUGUAUUAUUACCCUCGUGAGAAUGACGUUGUCGUUGGAUAGGUUUUAGCUUGUGAAUAGAGAUGUGGACAUAUAAUGAAACUAUUAUUGUUUAAUACAUUUCUUCUAUUAUAUUAAUUCAACUUGAUUAAAAAUAUUUUUUUAAUCUAUA
Messenger RNA from Physella acuta, 805 nucleotides. RefSeq lists its product as uncharacterized. Lineage: Eukaryota; Metazoa; Mollusca; Gastropoda; Physidae. The record is from RefSeq and is a predicted model, not a curated record.